Symbiodinium sp. CCMP2592 is the source of this 675-nucleotide messenger RNA. NCBI's taxonomy places the organism in Eukaryota, Dinophyceae, Suessiales, Symbiodiniaceae. The record is from the annotation of a GenBank genome assembly.
AUGCCAAACACCACCUACUGCAAAGAAUGGGUCACCACCGAAGAGGCGUUGCCGCUACCUUCCCAGCCGUUUCUCACAGCAUACAUGAGUGUGCUUGCUCUGGCAGCGCUGGUCUUUGGCAUCACGAUCCGUAGCUUGCGGCCUCAGGCCGUGCGCCGCCUUCUGGCCGAUGCUGGAGUGGCGAUGCACAAGGUGAAGAAGACUGCAACGGAGAUCGAGCGCAAGAUCUUCCACCUCUGCGGUUUGCUGGUUCCCCUGGUGUACCAGCUGCUGCUCACUCAUGGCGUGUCCAGAAGUUUCUGCGUGCAGCUCUGCUGGCUGAUCACGGUACUCGGGGUCAGUGCGGACUGGCUACGUGUGCACGUCCCCUUCGUCCGGGAUCAUUGGCCCCUGAAGUCCAUCCUCCGAGAGAAGGAGGCGGACCGGCUCUGUGGAGGUAGCUAUUUCUCCCUGGGUUGCACGCUGGCCAUCCAGAUGUUUGCACCCGUGAUAGCAAUGACAUCCAUUCUUUUUCUCGUAAUGGGAGAUAUGGCGGCAGCCCUCAUCGGCCGGUCCUUUGGCCAGAGCAUCUGCAGCAUAGGCAUCGGGCCUGGCGGCAAGAAAUCCGUGGAAGGGAGCACGGCUAUGUUCAUGACCUGCUUUGUGUCUUGGCUUCAAGUUUUGCUUGGGAGGUGA